Molecule: messenger RNA, 1721 nt
Organism: Helicoverpa zea (corn earworm)
Lineage: Eukaryota; Metazoa; Arthropoda; Insecta; Lepidoptera; Noctuidae
Gene: stck
Product: LIM and senescent cell antigen-like-containing domain protein 2
Exons: 9
Coding region: 226-1245 (339 amino acids)
Biological process (GO): positive regulation of integrin-mediated signaling pathway; cell-cell junction organization; cell-cell adhesion
Cellular component (GO): cytoplasm; focal adhesion; cell-cell junction
Source: RefSeq, a predicted model, not a curated record
UUUGUCAGACAUUGUCAAUUUGUCAUUCAUCUGAUUCAUCACCAAAAUACUCCUUUCAGAGAAUUGUUUCUGUUUUAUGUGGAGUGCGUGAAUCGUUGAUUAAAACUUAAUUAUAAUGUUCUAACAAAUUAAUUAAGAACAAAAGUAUUAAAUUCUGUGAAGCCCAACUACAACGUAUAUUGAAGAACAAGUGUUAUUUUACGUAGUAAACAGUAGACGGCGAAAAUGCCAGGAUUAGCAACAAUGUCGCUGGACAACAUGUUCUGUACCCGCUGUGGGGAUGGCUUUGAGGCUAAUGAAAAGAUUGUGAACUCCAAUGGAGAACUAUGGCAUACCAACUGCUUUGUGUGUGCCCAAUGUUUCCGUGUCUUUCCUGAGGGUAUUUUUUACGAGUUUGAAGGCCGCAAAUACUGCGAGCGCGAUUUCCAAGUGCUGUUCGCUCCUUGUUGCGGAAAAUGCGGCGAAUUUGUGAUUGGUCGCGUGAUCAAAGCGAUGAACGCCAACUGGCAUCCAGCAUGCUUCCGUUGUGAGGAAUGUAAUGUAGAACUGGCAGAUGCAGGCUUUAUUAAAAACGGUGGGCGCGCAUUGUGCCACACCUGUAACGCGCGUAUUAAGGCCGAUGGAUUGCUCAACUACAUGUGCCAUAAGUGCCAUGGAGUUAUUGACGGUGAGCCAUUGCGUUACCGGGGCGAGGUAUACCACGGAUACCACUUCACUUGCGCCACGUGCGGUGUUGAGCUCGAUCAUACCGCUAGGGAGGUCAAGCACCGCCCAGGAUAUGCUGCCAAUGAUGUGAACAACCUCUUCUGCCUUCGUUGCCAUGAUAAAAUGGGCAUCCCUAUUUGUGGCGCUUGCCGUCGUCCAAUUGAAGAGAGGAUUGUUACUGCCCUUGGAAAACAUUGGCAUGUUGAGCACUUUGUGUGUGCCAAAUGUGAAAAGCCAUUCCAUGGCCAUCGCCACUACGAAAAGAAGGGCCUUGCCUAUUGCGAACAGCAUUAUCAUCAAUUAUUCGGAAACUUGUGUUAUGUGUGCAACCAAGUGAUUGCUGGCGAUGUGUUCACGGCUCUGAACAAAGCUUGGUGUGUGCACCACUUCGCGUGCUCCGUGUGUGACGCAGCAUUGAGCACGAGGAGCAAGUUCUACGAGUACGACGAGCGCCCCGCCUGCCGCCGCUGCUACGAGAAGUUCCCCGCCGAGUUGCGACGAAGACUCCGUCGUGCGCAUCAUUACACCAUCCGACGUUGAAUCCGCCUUUAUAAAGCAAAUUCAACAAGAUCAAAAAAUCUUAAUAUAAAAGAAACUAAUUUUAAAUAUUAUACUGCCAUUACUUUUGAAUCUACAAUUACGUAAUUAAUUUCUUAAACACAAUCUGUGUCGAUUAAUGCAGACCCAAAGAAGUACAAAAUUCAUUCCCAUUUUUGAAGCAGUUAUUGCGUUUAUUAACAAAUGUUUGUUUUAAUUUUGGAUUAGGAUCUUGUCGUGCUUUAGGAACACGCAUAGUUUAAAGAACUAAUUAAUUUAAUAUUGUGCCUUAAAAUAUAACGUGCCUAGAUUAAAGUGAGUAGAUGAAUUAUUAUAUUGAUCUAAUUAUUUUAUUUAAGUAAAAUAUAAUCAUGUACUAACUUAGAAGAUAAAAAUAUAUGUAGUUAACUCUAUGAUAAUUUAAUAUUUUUAUAAUACUUAAAUAAUAAAUCAAUACAAUAUAACAAUUUCUAAUAAGU